This is a messenger RNA of Megachile rotundata (alfalfa leafcutting bee), 4492 nucleotides long. RefSeq lists its product as uncharacterized. Lineage: Eukaryota; Metazoa; Arthropoda; Insecta; Hymenoptera; Megachilidae. The record is from RefSeq and is a predicted model, not a curated record.
CGCGUAGCAAUACGACGCGUAGUAAUACGACGCGUAAUAAUACAGUGCGCAGUAAUUCGACGUAUAUUUACGUCACGCGUAUUUAUACGACACGUGACAAUUCAGCGCAUAAUAAUUCGACGUAUAUUUACGUCACAUGACAGUUCGGCGCGUAAUAAUACGGCGCGCAAUAAUUCGACGUAUAUUUACGUCACGCGUAUUUAUACGUAACGUAACAGUUCAGCGCGUAAUAAUGUGACGUAUAUUUACGUCACGCGACAGUUCGACGCGUAAUAAUACGUCGCGCAAUAAUUCGACGAAUAUUUACGUCACGCGUAUUUAUAUGACACAUGACAGUACAGCGCGUAAUACUGUGACGUAUAUUUACGUCACGCGACAGUUCGACACGUAAUAGUACGGCGUGCAAUAAUUCGACGUAUAUGUACGUCAUGCGUAUUUAUACGUCACGUGACAGUACAGCGCGUAAUACUGUGACGUAUAUUUACGUCACGUGACAGUUCGGCAUGUAAUAAUAUGACGCACAGUAAUUCGACGUAUAUUUACGCAGCGUGUACUUACACUUCGCGUGCAGGUGAACGUAACCGAAUAAAAAUGGCUGUUCAGACGCCUUACCUGAACGCCAUUCAGGCGAUACCUGGCGACACGAUGAACCAAAAAUUUGGAUGGAUAGCGCGGACAACGAAGCAGCGAUUACUCGAAUGCAACAGCCUCGAGGAGGUAGCCGAGGCGCAGAACAUCCCUAAAUCGCUGAUACCUUUGAUUCAGGUGCAGGCGGCUUUGAUACUCAACAAAAAGGACAGCACGAAUCAGCAAAGUUACCAGGCCAUAGCGGAGGCUCUAAAAUCGAGAGACGCGUUAGUCGCGAACAAAGCGUUCGAGUCCCGCCGGUUCUUCGACGGCACCAACAAAACGAUCACCAGUGUACAGUACUUUUUCGAGAACCUGUUCCCGUACGUGUCGCUGAAGAUCAGAACGCGUAUCAUAAAGACCCUAGCUAAUCGUCUGAGAUCGAAGAACACCGACCUGGCCGAAUGUUUCUUCGUCGCGGUCAGCAAGACUUACGGGCUACAGCAGGCGUUGCCGCUGCUGCUCGCGUGCAGCGACAGCUUCAUGUACAACACCAUCGUGGAGAAGAGGAUCGUGCUGGGCCGGAAACAGGGCAAGGACAUCUUCCGCAGGAAUCCGGACUUCAUGGUGAAGUACCUGAAGCUGACCAAAGUCGGCGACAGACCGAACGAGAGGGAUCUUCAUCCCGUGAACGUGUUCGAGUUCACGGACUUCCUACCGGCUCUCAUCAAGAAAAGACUGAACUCCUUCGUCGAACUCUACGAGACGUACAACAUUCGCACCCCGAUGCUAAGCAACAAGUGCGCCGAGACCUUCCUGAAGAACGGCAAGGAGCACCUACUGCGGAAUCCCCAACUGUAUAUUUGUAUACUGCCCCUGAAGCUGAUCAGCGCGAACCGCAUGGAGAGCAUCUUCGCGAAACUGUUCCCGAGGAACAUCGAUCAGUUCAACACCGACGCAAUGUUGAACUACCUGAACUUCUACCCGCAGGAGAAGAAAGUGGACUUCUUCCUGAAAACCUACCGACAGGUGUAUCAAAAAGACUUGCUGGAGACGUCGAAAAACGUGACGCCUAGAUUGCUACGGAUGCUGCCUCUCGAGGAGCGAGCGAAGCAAGCGAGGAUCAAAUUAGCCGAGGUGGACGACGACUCGUGGAACGCGACUCUGAUAAGCUACUCGAAAUGUUGGAAGAGCUAUCUAUCUACCGAGGAAGCACUGCCCAACUUCAAGAAGCAGGUCGCAGGAACGUCUAAGAUGGAGGACAGAGCGAUCAUACUGCGCCAGAUGAUCUUCUGCUGCAGAGUGAACAACGACGAUCAAGCACUGCUGGACGUUCUGAAGUACAUCAACGACAGACACAGGAACGAGCAACAGUGGCUGUUCCUGAGGGUGUUCGAGUGUCUGGUGGAACAGUACGAGACUCCCGAGUUCAACGAGAACCACAUGGCGAUUCUGACAGAGAUGAUACUGCGUCUGCGGACGAAGAACGAGUUGACAGGAGACAGCGUCUGCGAGAAGAUUAUAGAAUUCAUCAUCCACUUCAAGAUCAUCAACAAGCAGCCCUUGGACCAGAUGAUGGAGGUACUGAUCGAGUCGAAGUGCGCCAGUUAUGCGAACGACUGGAACAUUCUCACAAAGUACCCGGAGUACGAGAGGAUGUGUUUGGAGGCCUGUCUGGCGAUCCUCUCGCAGAAGUACGACUCCGAGAAGGCGCCCUGGCACAAGGACAAGGUCGGCGCCGUGUUCGACCUGUCCAACUCGAUGUACGUCUUCAACGGCAGGCACGUGAACAAGAACAGCUCGGUGCAGCGCAUGUCCGUCAAGAACUACCCUUGGCUACUGCAGAAGAUCACCGAGGUCCUGUCGGAGAAAAAAAUGCACGACGUCUACCUCAUGAACAACUUCAAGCGCAUGUUAGAGGAGCACGAGAAGGACCUUCUCCUGCGUUUCUGGCCGGAGGAGGCGUUGAAGAUCGCCAACGUCGAGUCGGGAGAGGCUCUGAAGCUGCUGAGGAAGAGCCCGGAGAGCAUCCUGGCGCGAUGGAGGGAGUACGUGGAAGCCGCCCAGAGGAGUCUACACAGCAGAAGCGUCAGACGCUUCGUCAGAACCACGCUGUGGUACAAGGACAUCCCCGUCAGAUUCGUCGAGGAGAGCUUCCGAAACAUGAACGAAAACACAACCUUCGACAGCCUGGGCAUCUUCGCCAUCCUCCUCCACGGCGACACGUUCGCCCAGCUCGUCGAACCUCUGAUCCCCGCCGUGAAAACGAUCGACGUGCACGGAGAGAACGCCAAGAUGGACUACCUGCAGGUGGUCAGCAUAGCCAGGGCCUCCAAGAUAGUCAACCCCCCGCUGCCCCUGCACCUGGUAGCCAGACUGCUCGAAGGAGAGUUCCUGAACGUAGCCCUGAUCAUUCUGACCAACACCUGCCGACGCACUCCGCUGAUAGAGGCGCUCUCGUUCGCAGAGACGAUGAGCAGCCAGAGGGUGUCCGUGAAGAAGCACGGCAUAAGGCUGAUGCACAUGAUCGCCCCUCGCGACAAGCUCCUGCAUUUCCUCCUCUCGAAGUGGGAGUCCGAGAACCACCAUUCCAUCCGCGAGGUGAUCUUCGCCAAAGCCAGAGACCUGUUCGUGAACGACCUCGACGAGAACACCUGGAAGAUGUUCAGUCGCCUGGUCGCUACCCUGACGGUCAGCGAGAAGUCCGCCGUGAUGGAGCUGAUGCAGCUGAUCCGACAAGUCCCCGACCAGAUGGUGGUCGAGCUGGUGAAGCUGAUCCUCGACUCGAUCGACAGGUUCGCGCAAGCCGGCGUCUCGAAGAAGGAGACCAUCUCGAACACCGCCAACCUGCUGACCUUCAUCAACAUCGCCGAGUGCAGACUCCUCCCCGACGACUUCGUCGAGCAGCUCCUCCGCAGGUUCCUCUUCCACGUGGAACCGGAGAUCGCCGCGUCCGCCACGGAGUUCGUGAUCGACAAGUACCUGUUCCCGACCGAGGACAUCGAGAAGCGGUUCAACCUGUUCGCCAGGGUGUUCGUAGAGGCGGUGAAGACCGGCUGGGACGUGCCUUCAAGGCCGUCGUUCUUCCCGGUGAACCACGGUGUCCACCACUUCGUGUCCAAAUUUACGUACAACGUUUGCUCGUCGAAGGAAAAGAGUCUGAAGUUGGUUGAAGCGUUCCGGAAGAUGUUCUCGUCGGUAGUGACGUCGCUGAUGAACCCCACGUCGUUCCUGAAUUUGAUGUACCUGAAGGAGUACGUGGCACUGAACGAGCCCAAGAAAUUCGGCGCCAGGAUAGGUCAGAUGUUGCCGGAACUAGUCAACGCCUUCUCCCUCGCGUUCAUACCGUUCAUGGCCGACGUCCUGCGGGAGCUGGCCUUGAGGUACAGGAUCGAGGGCUACGAGCAGGAUCAGCUGAUGCUGGGAGUAGUGGAGGGUCUGGUGGAGACGGGGACCACGGAGGCGAUGCUGAUGGCCGUGAACGUGUUCAAGCCGAUGAAGAGAGACAACUACGCGGACAGGUACGACAACCUGGUGCGGAAGUUCAGCAGCUUCAAGCAUCCGGCGGUCAACGGCAUCAUCGCCGACGUUCUCAACACCGCGUGUUAGAGUGUUACGCGGCAGAUACGAUGCCAGACCGAUCUGCAUGAUGCAGCGAGGAUUUGCUUCGGAGGAAGUUUUUGGAAGAUGAAAUUUGCGGUCGAUGGAAUUUGUCGAUGGAGUUCGACGGGAGUUUUGUACUUGUUAAUGACGUACAAAUACGACAGACUCGCUCUGUCAAUAUUCAUUUAUUUUCUUAUCAAAUGUAUUUUUGUACUAUACGCUUGGAAUAUUAUUUAAUACCGCUUUACGCGUGUACUGUUCGAUCAGGUUCACCUGGUCUGCACGCGUGAGUAACUUGAUUAAUAAAAUGUUGUGCAAAAAG